GAGCAUUAUUAUGGAAAACAGCUGACAUUUAGACAUUGAUUUGGCGCUCACAUAGAACUGAAUGUUUACAAACAAAAGAAUAAAAAUGAGAGCUGUGCUAUUUUUCGUUGCAGUAACACAGAUUGUUUACAUCUAUGCUGAAGACUGCCCAACCAAUAACGUCCAUACGGACUGCACGCAUUUGCAGUGUACAUCUGAAUAUCACAGGGAAUGUGUGAACCAUGUUUGCACAUGCAACCCAAAUCAAGGUAGUUACUGUACCCACACAGUGAACUGUACAAGUAAUGUAUACCUACCGGCCUGCUGGUUAGGAUGGCACUGUGUCAAUCAAGGAUGUAGAUGUGGUGGAAGCUUUGGAAAAUAAAGUCCUUGCUCUUGUUUCUGUUGAAGUUAUUGCAAUAUUAAAGUUAAUGUGAAAAUACGUUUUCUAUUGCUUUUCAUAUACAUGUAUAUGUAUGUAGAGCAAUUCCUUCAGCUCAUCGUUGUAA
Mercenaria mercenaria is the source of this 488-nucleotide messenger RNA. Its product is annotated as serine protease inhibitor Cvsi-2-like. The record is from RefSeq and is a predicted model, not a curated record. The coding region runs from base 62 to 364 and encodes 100 amino acids. The transcript is spliced from 3 exons. NCBI's taxonomy places the organism in Eukaryota, Metazoa, Mollusca, Bivalvia, Venerida, Veneridae.